GCGCAGUAAACACUGAGCAUGUGACACUGUCAGAGCCUGUAAGAUCCGCGGUGCGCUUCUGUUUUUUCUAAUAAUCCAUGACGAGCCUCCUCUGACCAAACCCCGUCAUCAACACACACAAACAAACAACACUGGACAAGUGACAAUGGCGAGCAGACGGGCCUCGGUGUCCUCCUCAUCGGCGGGUCUGGAGGCCUGGUUCCCCGCGCCCGGUAGCGCGGAGGACGAGCCGGAGCUGCGGCGGCUUCGGGAGCGGCUGCGCGGGUGGCUGUCGCAGUGUGAGCCCGCGGUGAUCUGCGCGCAGCGGCUGCUGGUGUGGGAGAGGCCGCUGUACAGCAGCAUCGCCGCGCUCGCGCUCAACACGCUGUUCUGGCUCCUGUCGUCCACAUCUCUGAGACCCUUGUUCCUCCUGAGUGUGUCUCUCAUUGGACUGACGUUACUGGAGAGAUGGAAAGGCAAGCUGCCGCAGAUCACCGUGUGGCAUCCAGAGCCGUCUGUCGUUGAGAGAGAAACGCUAAGUGAGCAGCCACGUUUGUUAAGCAUCGAGGAGCUCAGCCAUCAUCUUGCAGAGAGUUACCUCACCUUCAGGCUUUACAUCCAAGAAAUGCUUCAGUAUAAACAACAAAACCAUGGCAAGUUCUGCAUCAUGAUGUGUUCAGGAUGUGUCCUGCUGGCCAUGGUUGGACAUUACGUUCCCGGGAUUAUGAUCUCCUACAUCAUAUUGCUGAGUGUGCUGCUGUGGCCGUUGGUGGUUUACCAUGAGCUGAUCCAGAAAAUGUACACCGGACUGGAGCCCAUACUGAUGAAACUCGACUACAGCAUGAAAGGAGACACACAGCGCCGCAAAUACGACAAGAGAAGGCUAAAGAAGGAGCAGGGAGAGGGUGAUGAACCGAGGGCAGAGACGGAGAGCGAGAGCGAGAGCGAGGAGGAGCUGUCAUGUUUCGCCCCUACUGUGGAUGUGAAGACUACGGCUCUGGCGAUGGCCAUCACAGACUCUGAGCUGUCCGAUGAGGAGGCGUCCAUACUGGAGAGUGGAGGAUUCUCUGUAUCUAGAGCCACUACACCACAGCUCACAGACGUCUCUGAAGCAGACCUGGAUCAGCAGAGCGUGCACAGUGAACCGGAGGAGGCGUUCACUAGAGAUCUAGCGGAGUUCCCGUCGGUGGAUGAACUGCCUUCUAUUGAACCGGGGCUGUUCCAUUUCCCGUUGGGUGUCCUGGGGUCCGAGCAGACGGGAGCGUCCGGCUCCGAGCUCCAGGAGGAACCGCUGUCUCCUGCCAGCCUCCUCAUCCAGCACUUAGCAUCGCCGCUCCACUUUGUCAACACGCACUUCAAUGGACACAGACAAGCAGCGGGGGCAGACCAAAGCAUUGUGGGUACUGAUAAAGAGGGAAGGGGAUUGGCUGAGGAUGUUUCGAGACCCACUCGGUCCCUGGAAGCCCUUAGUGAGGAGAUAGUGAGCACGGCCAUCUCUACUGUUGUACAGAACACUCUCUCAGCCCUGUUGCGAUCUACAGAGGCUAGCGAAGGCGAAGGAGAAGGAGACCUGGCUUCGUUUCUUCCCACCGAACCGCCUCCUUGUCCGAUUGAAUCGUCCCUCGAGUCACCAUCAUCCAAAGAAGCCAGUGUAGAGGAAGAGGAAGAGGAUGGUGACGUCACCGAAGCAAGCACCGAAGAGCAGCCGGAUCUCACGCUCGUACCCGCGGAGGAAGAGGACUUUGAGCUUCUGGACCAAAGUGAACUGGAACAAAUGGACGAGGGGUUGGGCCUUGGUGUUGAUGGACAGGAAGUGGGCGGGGCUUCCACAGAAACACCCCCAAGCAGUCAGCAGCACGCAGACCAGCAUGAUUCUUAGCUUCCCAUCAUCUAAACUGUUUAUUUUAUUUAUAGUCUUUGUAGAUACCAUAUACUGACAAAAGAUUUGUGAAAGGGAAUUUUGCGGUCAUCUAUGCCUUUAUUUUGUCGUUAUCGGGAGUGAGAUCACUGUGAUUGUUAAUGCCUCCGCAGGUGAAUGUCCAAAAUGUAAAAUGUAUGACACAAAUCCUUUUUUUGACAGAUCCAAAUAGCCUUCAGCCUCAACUCAAAUUUUAAAGGUGAUUUAAAAUAAAUGUAGUUUUAAUCAUUUACUGUAUCUUUUGUCAAAGACCACAUGUCUGCGACAGAUGACAAGAGCCCUCUGGUUCAUCAAUCCCACGCUGAGUGUUGUCAUAAGUCCUGGGAACAAGCCAUUUGGGCUGAAUUUUAGGACUGUGGAAGGAGAGGAUGAGUAGGAUAUGACUGAAGACUGAAAACAUUAGUGAUGUCAAACAUUUAUUUUCAUCAUCAUAGCUAAACUAAUAUAUUCUAUAAUAUAUUCCUCUGAAAUGGAUGGUUUUAUUUAUUCAAAUUGGUUAAAGUGAAGAAUAGUUCACUAUUAAAUAUGCCUCAAAUAAAUGCUUGUGAAUAAAUGAGUGACAAAACUUUAGCACAUUUGGCUGCAUUCCAGAUUAAUUUAUUGGAUUUUAAUUGGAUCGUGCCAUUUUUAAUUGGACACCCCCCCCCCCACACACACACACACACACACCAUGUAGGUGUUUAACUCUGUUCAUAUUCAUUCAAUAUAUUAUAAUUGGAUGCACUUUAGCAUUUUUGUUUGUGUGCACUUACUAGUUUACUUAUUACUUAUUAGUUUGCAGGACUUUUUCCUGGAUACCAAAUACCCUACUGUUCAAAAGUUUGGGUCAGUAUUUUUUAUAUAUUUAUUUAAAGGUAUGAAUACUUUUAAGCAGCGAGGAUCAAAAAGCAUUCAUAUGAUUGAAAGUGAUUAAAAGAUUUCUAUUUCAAAUUCAUAGAAAUGUUUCUUGAGCAGCAAAUCAGUAUAUUAGAAUGAUUUCUGAAGGGUCAUGUGACACUGAAAACUGAAGUAAUGAUGUUGAAAAUUCAGCUUUAGCAUCACUGCAAUAAAUGACACCUAAAAUUUUAGACUUUACAUUUUUUUAAUUCUAAUAAUUUCACAAUUUGACUGUUUUUACUGUUUGAUCAAAUAAAAUGCAGGCAGGGAGAGCAUAAGUGAAUUACUGACUCUAAACUUUUGAACGGUAGUGUAUGUUGUAUUGCAUUGUAAAAUUUACAUCGAAAGGUCACAGAUUGCCUGAAAUAUAAUUCAAAUGAUAAACAAACAUUUUUGGGUGUAGUUUGUGCAUGGGCUUGACUGAAUUAUUAUUAUUAUUUUAUUUUUUUAUUUAAAUGCACAUAAAAGGGGAAUCCUAAGCAAAUGAUUGCACCUUAUUUGUAUGUCAUUGAAAGACUUACACAAUAAGUCAUCAAGUUAUUUCUAGAAUUGACAAUGUAAAGCUCUUCUAGAAUAUUUGGGCUUAUUUUUAAAGAAAUUGAUUAUUCGUUUCUCUUUAUGUCAGUUCAAAGGCCAUAGUGACUCCUUACAUGACAUGACACUGAAUGAAUAUUAUAAGAUUUUAUGAUCUGAUAUAUAUAUAUAUAUAUUUAAUUAUUAAUAAUACUAGAGGGAAAUAUCUUUAAAACUGGAAAUGUGUAUAUAAAAACAAUCUUUCACAUACAAAGACAGUUUUACAGAUCUGUUCAUUGAUUAGAGGCAGGUGGACAUUCCUUUAAAGUCAAAAGUUAUUCUUACACUUUGUCUUAAAGAGUCAUAGUGUAAAUAUAUAUAUAUAUAGAAUAUAUAUAUAUGUAGAAUCUGAUUAGUCUAAAAUCCUGCAGCAAAUAUGGUCUGCAUUGCUGUGAUUGUAUUUUUUAUUUCAAUGUGGAAAAAACAAGCUCUUUGCCGCAUUGCAGUUUUUUUGGAUAAGAAACCGUGUUUUUGCUUUGCACGAUAGAGUGCGUUUUGUCUCUUCUCCUGUAGAUAACUCUAAGCUUACACAUCUUAUACAGACCGCAGAGAUUUGUGUUUUCUGAUAUUUAAGGAGAGAUUAUCCUUGUGUAAUAUUGAUUGUUUUGCUCAUGUUGUUACUGCUUAUGAUAAAAAAAAACACUUGGAGCAUUUAACUACAAAAUGUAUUGUUGAAUGUCAUUUUUCUACUCUGACUUUGACCUCCACAUAAUUCUAAUAUACACCCAUAAGCUGGUUUUCAACUUCAAA
Carassius gibelio (silver crucian carp) is the source of this 4096-nucleotide messenger RNA. Its product is annotated as reticulophagy regulator 2-like. NCBI's taxonomy places the organism in Eukaryota, Metazoa, Chordata, Actinopteri, Cypriniformes, Cyprinidae. The transcript is spliced from 9 exons. The record is from RefSeq and is a predicted model, not a curated record. Bases 146 to 1858 code for a protein of 570 amino acids.